Molecule: messenger RNA, 1136 nt
Organism: Eupeodes corollae
Lineage: Eukaryota; Metazoa; Arthropoda; Insecta; Diptera; Syrphidae
Exons: 3
Coding region: 196-999 (267 amino acids)
Biological process (GO): positive regulation of transcription by RNA polymerase II
Molecular function (GO): transcription factor binding
Source: RefSeq, a predicted model, not a curated record
GCGCAACUGCAACGCAAAGUUAACAGCUUUUUUUGUUUGAUGUCUUUUGUAAUUCUGUCGUCUGUAAAUUGACUUGAACGGUUUAAGAAACAAUAGAAGUCCCUUUGCCUUGAAUGAGCUAAGAAAAUAAUAAAUUAAGUUGACUUAAUUUCUUUUACAAUUAAACACCAAAAACUACAAUCUCCAGCAGCAACAAUGUCUGACUCAGAAACAACAAACAAUAAGGCCGAAUUGUUCACCUUGGAUAAUUCUCUCAUUGAUAUCGAUAUGGUGGAAGUUGAAGAACUUCUUGACAGUGCAUCAAGACUUCUGGAAGAAGUCUACAGUACCCGGCCUCAAGCAGCAAUGCAAACAAUACCAUCAAGUCCCCGCGAGGAUGCUAUGCAACAAGUCCAAAGAUUUCUUAGUUCAAUUCGAGAACCAGAGGAAGAAGAAGACGUGGUCUUCGUCGAAGCUCGCCCCGGAAAUGCACCGCCAGCCGGCGCCCGUACAACAGCUAUAGUAGACCUAUGCACACCGACAACAGCUGACGACGAAAAUCUAGACACAUCACAGACCGACACACGUCCCUCGCGAAGACGGCGUAGGGCAGAAAACAUUGUACCAGUCCGAUUCCCAAAUAUUGAAAAUGAACCUAACUGCUCAAACUUUACCUCGAAAACCCGUCGUGGAACAAGGGCACAAGCACAGAGACAGCCAAAACCAGAGCCUGUUGAUAAAAGCGACGACGAGCCAUCAAUUAUUCAGAUUGACUCGCCAGCCACCUAUGGCAGUGGGAAGAAAACAAACAGAACCCCCCCAGGCCCCAAUGGGACAGCAAUGCCGGCAUUGACCUGCGCCGUUUGUAUGGAUAGCGUAAUUGGCCGACAACCUUCGUCUACCUCAUGUGGGCACAUCUUUUGUCAUUCGUGCAUUAUGCAGGCCAUCCGUCUGACCAAGAAAUGUCCCCUUUGCAAUUGCAAGUUAAGACAAAACCAAGUGCACCGAGUGUACUUUUGAAUAACCUCUUUUUUUAAGGACUGCUAAAUUAUAUUUAUGUAUUUACGUCUGUUUUAUUAGAUAUUGUGUAAUUUUUCUUUAUACUUUUUGUUUUAAAUAUUUAAAUAAAUCAAAAAAAAAAACAAAAACAAUUAACA